GAAUUUCUCUCCCUCUCGACGAAUCUUGCGUGUAGAUCGACCCACAUCGACUCACCGAAUGUCGGAAAGUGAGGAGAUCCGAUCGCGAUGCUCCGUGGGUGCGUUCGCCGCUGUUUCUCCUCUGGCUAUCCUAGCGGCGACGUGCACGAGCGUCAGCAAUGACGAACGCUCUCCUGCGACGCAACGAAGUGUCCAAGCGCCGGAAGAAAAACCAGACAACAACUACUCGGGCUUGCGCCAUCCUCCGACUAUUCGACCCUACACUGCUCCGUCCGCUCUUGAGGCAUGGAAAUCGUGGAGGUCGGCCGUCUCGCUACCUUUUCCGUCGGAUUUUAGCACGGUGAGACGACCGACGGCGUUGCCGGUAAGUGAAGUAUCCAAAACAGUCCAUAUUUCACACGGUGAGAACACUGCCAUACUCCACCUCAGCUCUCCUGUCAUCAAACCGGCGCGUUUGCCCGUUGACACCGAACGGUUGGAGAGAAACUGGCAGGCACAGGCGGCCGCAGCCGCUGCAGCAAUGUCGGGACCAUUUCCUGUGCGUUCGAGUCCCGGUCCGGUCACGAUUACGCACCCGGCUCAUCGCAGGUACCGCAGAGUCACGUGCGACUGUCCGAAUUGUCAAGAAAACGAACGAAACGGGACGGUGACGCGACGAAAGACGCAGCAUUUGUGUCAUUUGUGCAGCAAGGUCUACGGCAAGACGUCACACCUGAAGGCCCACCUACGCUGGCAUUCGGGCGAGAGACCGUUCUUGUGUCCGUGGGUUCUCUGCGGUAAACGAUUCACCAGGUCGGACGAAUUGCAGCGGCAUCUACGGACGCACACAGGCGAGAAGCGUUUCAGGUGCUCUAUCUGUAAUAAGAGAUUCAUGCGGAGCGACCAUUUGAGCAAACACGUCAAGACACACAAAGACAAGCAGUUGGACGACAAAUCGAAUCCGGAAAAGAGUUCAGAGGAAAGUGAAGCGAAAACGGAUUAA
Corticium candelabrum is the source of this 982-nucleotide messenger RNA. Its product is annotated as transcription factor Sp9-like. NCBI's taxonomy places the organism in Eukaryota, Metazoa, Porifera, Homoscleromorpha, Homosclerophorida, Plakinidae. Gene Ontology annotation, biological process: regulation of transcription by RNA polymerase II. The transcript is spliced from 2 exons. The record is from RefSeq and is a predicted model, not a curated record. The coding region runs from base 59 to 982 and encodes 307 amino acids. Gene Ontology annotation, molecular function: RNA polymerase II cis-regulatory region sequence-specific DNA binding; DNA-binding transcription factor activity, RNA polymerase II-specific.